AUGUCACAAUUAAAGUUUUUAUUUACUGGUAAUAGUAACCAUACGAUCAGUAGUAAUGUUUUUACUCGUUUAUUUGUUAACAAGCAAAGAAUGUCACAUCUACUUAGUUCAAUGCUAUUCACCAGACGUUAUUUUAGCAAUCAUUUUUGGAGAAAUGAUAAAAGAUUUAUCACUUCUCAUUAUCAUGGACGUUCCUGCUUGGUUAUCAGUCAAAAGAAGUAUUUAUCAUCUACCAGCGAUUAUACAACUGCCAAGAUACAAACAGAUUUAAAAAAAAAAAAGUAUCCACUUGGAUUAAGCGGGGCAGUAUACUAUGCAAAAUAUCCCAAUGAAUACUAUCAAAACAAAUUUGCUACCAAAGAUGAACAUAAAAUUACAUUCAAACACCAAUCAGAUUUACCAGAUUUACCAAUUCCCUCUUUAGAAAAAACUUUAACUAAAUACUUGGAAACGAUCAAACCGUUUGUUUCUAGUAACGAAGAAUGGUUCCAGCAAAUUGAUUUAGUUAAAGAUUUUGAAAAGAAUGAAGGCCCUAUAUUACAAAAAAAAUUACUCAAAUAUAAAAAUAAUUGCGUUAGCAGUAUCAAUAAUAAUAAUUGGUUGAAUGAGCUUUGGGACAACCAAGGUUAUUUGCAAUACGAUGCCCCCAUUGUUCCUUAUGUUUCCUAUUUUUACUGUCACAAACCAUUACCUCACAAAUUAAUUGAAAACAAUAUGUUGUUCAAGGCAACUCUAUUAAUUGAAAAUGUUUUGGAAUUUGUAUCCAAAAACCAGUUUGAAAAAAUACAACCAAAUCCAACAAAAUUUAUUGGCAAGUUAUGUAAUAAUAGUUUCCAUAUGAUGUUUAAUAACUGCAGGGUACCUUAUAAAAAUGGGGAGAUGAACCAAGAUUCCAAUGUUUUUCAUUCUAUUUUCGAGAAUGGAUUCAUUAUUGUUUGUUACAAAGGCAACUUUUACAAAAUUAAUGUUUAUGACCAUUUAAAUAACACUUUUGUUAAAAGACAUGAAAUUUUUUAUCAAUUAAUGAAUAUAAUUUCAACUGGAACUUGUGACGCCACUAAUCAGACAUCUGGAAUUGGCUCGUUGACUUAUUUGGCUAGAAAUAUUUGGCGCAAAGCUUACGCAGAAUUAACACAAAACAAUCCAAUUAAUAAAAACUCUUUGGAAGAAAUACAAAAAUCUAUGUUUGUCGUUUGCUUAGAUGAAUCUAACGAGCCAGUUACUUUGGAGGAAAAAUCACGUAACAGCUGGCACGGUGACGGUAUCAAUAGAUUCAACGAUAAACCUUUACAAUUUAUAGUGUGUAAAAAUGGUACAUCUGGAUGUCUAGCUGAACAUUCUAAAAUGGAUGGAAUGCCAACAUUAUUGUUAAAUGAAUAUAUUUGGAAGAAAAUGUCCAAAGACAUUGAUAAUGAAGUGAACUACAUCGAAGAUUUGGUUAAAUAUCACAACGAUAAUAAUUUAUCAAUAUAUAAGGAAAACACUCAACCAGUGAAAUUACCUUUUAUGAUAACGCCAAACAUUCAGAAAUAUAUAGAUUUGGGCAAACAAACUUUUGAUAAAAAUGUCAGCGAACAUGAUUUAAAAGUUUGGCAUUACAAUAGGUUUGGUAAAAAAAUUAUUAAGCAAAAUUGGAAAAUUUCACCGGAUAGUUUUAUUCAACAAGUUAUUCAACUUGCAAUUUAUAAAUUGGUAGGGAGACAGUUGCCCACUUACGAAGCUGCAUCUACAAGGAAAUUUUUCAAAGGUAGAACUGAAACUAUUAGAUCCGUAACCCCGGAGUCGCACGAAUUUGUUAAAACGUGGUGUCAAAGUACUUCAACACAUCAAGAAAAAUUAGAUAGCUUGCACAAAUCAAUCAAUUCUCAUUCUGAAUAUUCAAAAUUGAGUAGUAAUGGCCAAGGCAUUGAUAGGCAUUUUUUCGGUUUGAAAAAUAUGAUUGAUGAUGGUUCUCAAGUUCCAAAAUUGUUUCAGGACUCAUUAUUUAACUAUUCUAGUACCUGGUAUGUAUCCACUAGUCAAUUGAGUAGCGAAUGCUUUGAGGGAUAUGGGUGGUCUGAAGUUGAUGAUAAUGGAGUUGGCUUAGCUUAUAUGAUUAAUGAAGAUUGGUUACAUAUUAAUAUUGUUACUAAACCUUUAAAAAGUAAGAUUGACGUUAAUAAGUUACAUUAUUAUUUAAGUGAGUCUGCUAAUGAAUUAUUUGAGAUUUUAAAUAAGAUAUGA
Saccharomycodes ludwigii is the source of this 2223-nucleotide messenger RNA. It is a transcript of the gene CAT2, whose product is annotated as carnitine O-acetyltransferase CAT2. Bases 1 to 2223 code for a protein of 740 amino acids. Gene Ontology annotation, molecular function: carnitine O-acetyltransferase activity. Gene Ontology annotation, biological process: carnitine metabolic process. Gene Ontology annotation, cellular component: peroxisome; mitochondrion. The transcript has a single exon. The record is from RefSeq and is a predicted model, not a curated record. NCBI's taxonomy places the organism in Eukaryota, Fungi, Ascomycota, Saccharomycetes, Saccharomycodales, Saccharomycodaceae.